CACGAUAUCGAAAACGAAAUGGUGUUUCAAAAUAACUCGGGAUUCAUCUUUCACGAUUCACGCGGUUUCGAAGCAGGCGGUGAGUCUGAGUACGACAAGGUGAACACAUUUAUCGUGGACCGCUCGAAGAAAACAGAUAUCAAGGAUCGAAUUCACACUAUAUGGUACUGUAUCCCAAUGGAUGAGGAAAGCAGAUCUUUCACCCAAGCCGAACUCAGGUUUUUCUCCCACUGUGACACCGGGAGCAUCCCAGUGAUCGUCAUAUUCACGAAAUUCGAUGCCCUUUACGACGUCGCAUUCGCACGACUAAGAAAGGAAGGAAAAUCGAGGACAGAUGCCAAAGCACUGGCCCCGAGGCACGCCGAGGAGACUUUUGCAAACGGGAUGCAAUUGAAGUUCCUGUACCACUCCAACAGGCCAUAG
This is a messenger RNA of Suillus clintonianus, 423 nucleotides long. RefSeq lists its product as uncharacterized. The record is from RefSeq and is a predicted model, not a curated record. The transcript has 3 exons. The annotation marks the transcript as partial. NCBI's taxonomy places the organism in Eukaryota, Fungi, Basidiomycota, Agaricomycetes, Boletales, Suillaceae.